AAAGUUCCUGAAACAUUCCUGAGACGUUCUUAAAAAGCUCCUAAUGUUCCUGAAACAUUCCUGAAAUGCUCCUGAACUCUGAAUGAUCUCCCCACUCGACUCUGGAGUUGUUUUUCGAGCGUGAGAGCACAUCGUCACAGUAUGUCAACCAGCACAGAGCUGCCGUUACGCUGCCCGACCUGCGGAGAGGCGUGUGGCUUUGGAGAGCACCUGUCCAGCGCCCGCUCCUGCCAGAAACUCUGUCUGACCCCUCGACGGAGCUCUGAGGGCGGACUCAUGUCCCUGUAUGCCCAGCGAGAGAGCGAGAUCGACCGUCCUCUGCGGCUGGAGCUCCUGGAUGCCUUGAGUUUGGCCCGUCCGCUCCGAAAGAUUCUCAUUCAGAGGGACUUGCCCUCGUCUCUGUCUCCAGUGCUGGCGGUCGCCAUGAGCUCCAGAGCCGCAGAGGCGGAGGCAGACGCCGGACACGCUGUGGCCCAGCUGGGAGUGCCAUGGCUGGGCAGGCUGGCGCUGGAGGCCCGGCUUCAGCAGCUGGCGCUGGAGGUGCAGGAGCGUGUGUCGCUCAAACUGGAGACGCUGCAGGACGAGGUGCAGCGGAGGAGCGUGGAGGUGAGGCGGGCCAGGAGAGAGAGCGAGUGCAUGCACAGAGAGAAGCGUCAUGCGGAGGAGCGGGCUGCCAAACUGGAGCGGCAGGUGGACAUUUCCGUGGAGAUGCUGGCCAGCCUCAGAUACGAGCUGAGAGAGAGAGAUGAACAACUGCGGCGCAAGCAACAGGAAGUGUGUGAUCUGGACAGGUUUGUGAGGGACACGGCGCUCCAGGAAGCCACUGCAAAGAUCCGUCUGCAGCGCUUCAUCGAGGACCUUCUGGAGAGAGCCGAGAGAGCCGAGACGCAGCUGCAGAACCUCUGCGAUGAUGUCACUUCCCCUCACAGACACCUGGCAGGAAGCAGAGCGUCAGGCUACCAGAGGAGUUACAGCGUGUCUGGGAUGAGCAGGAGAUCUUCUCAUCUGUCUGAUCACAGAGCCGCUCAACACUACAGGUUCGAGCGGAGGCCGCGCACGCUGUCGGUGGGCUCGGGCGGCUGUGAGGGUCACUGGGACAGACGGCAGUAUCAGCAUGUGUUGUGUGGAGCUGUCGAGGGGCCCUGGAUGAUCCAACACACACACAUUGAUGACGAUUCAGACCACUGGUCACUUUACACCUCAGAAUCACAGGACGACACACAGCAACACACUGGAUACAGGACCUACAGCUGCAUGGGUCAGGAUCUGCACUGGAGUGUGAACAGACCCAGUGAAUCGGCUGUGUGUUCGGAGCGUCUGCGGCUCAAAGCGGCGCUGUUCUGUGUGUUCACUUAUCUGGACACGCGCUCGCUGCUCACCGCCGCUGAGGUGUGUAAGGAUUGGUGCAGUGUUGCACGUCAUCCUGCUGUUUGGACCACAGUAACACUGGAAAACGCACGUGUGUCAUCAAAGUUCCUGAUGACUCUGUCUCAGUGGUGCUGUCAGACUCAGUCUCUCGUUCUUCACAACCUCAAACCUCGAUCUCGUGGCAAGAAAGAGAGUAAAGACGAAUAUUUACGCAGCACCAGGGGCGGGCUGGAGGCGGGGCUGGAGGCGGUGCUGAAGUCAGCGGGGCGGAGUCUCGUCGCUCUGUGUGUCUCUCAUUGUCCCAACAUUCUGACGGACAGAUCGCUGUGGGUCGUCAGCUGUCACUGUCGCGUGCUGCAGUCGCUCAUAUACAGGAGCGCGUCGGAUCCAGUGGGACAGGAGGUGAUCUGGGCUCUGGGUGCGGGAUGCAGGGACAUCACGGCGCUGCGCAUCGCUCCUCUACAGCCGUGCCUGCAGCCCAGUCGCUUCAGUAACCGCUGCUUGCAGACGAUUGGCCGCUGCUGGCCGAACCUGUGCCGGGUGGGAUUGGGCGGGGCCAGCUGCGGCGUGCAGGGAUUGGCCUCUCUGGUGAGGAACUGUGUGAACCUGUGUGAGCUGGAGCUGGAUCACAUGAACGAGCUGAACCAGGAGGCAGCGGCGGAGAUCUGCAGAGACGGUCUCCAGCAGCUGCACACGCUCAGCUUCAUCUCCACACCCGUCACCGCCAGAGCCAUACUGCACUUCAGCAGUGAGCAUCUCAAUUCAGCAAGACUGACCCAGUGCUUCAUUUGA
Sinocyclocheilus rhinocerous is the source of this 2160-nucleotide messenger RNA. Its product is annotated as F-box only protein 41-like. The coding region runs from base 142 to 2160 and encodes 672 amino acids. NCBI's taxonomy places the organism in Eukaryota, Metazoa, Chordata, Actinopteri, Cypriniformes, Cyprinidae. The transcript has 11 exons. Gene Ontology annotation, molecular function: protein binding. The record is from RefSeq and is a predicted model, not a curated record.